Centruroides sculpturatus (bark scorpion) is the source of this 662-nucleotide messenger RNA. Its product is annotated as four-domain proteases inhibitor-like. Gene Ontology annotation, molecular function: protein binding. NCBI's taxonomy places the organism in Eukaryota, Metazoa, Arthropoda, Arachnida, Scorpiones, Buthidae. The record is from RefSeq and is a predicted model, not a curated record. The transcript has 6 exons. Bases 7 to 531 code for a protein of 174 amino acids.
CGUCCCAUGACGAACAACGUAAGCAUUGCAGAUUGGGAGACGUGCAGAGGGUUACACCCUCUCUGCCCCUUGAAGUGCCUCGAAAUUCAAGAUCCCGUGUGCGGUGACGACAACAAUCUCUACCCUAAUCUAUGUGUUAUGCAUAGACAAAACUGUGGGAAAAUGAUCUCGUCUCAACCAUUGAAGUAUUGCUUUGCUAGAGCAAGAGAAUUUCGUAGUUUCGAUCCCUGUCCGAGUAAAUGCUUGGACGUCUACAAACCGGUGUGUGGAUCGAAUGGCAUCGUUUAUCUCAACGAGUGUUACCUUCGUAAGCAUACCUGCGGACAGGACGUAGAAAUGGUAAAGAUCAGCCAGUGUGUUCUGGUCAGGAAAUGUCCUCAAGUCUGUGUGGCUCUUUACGAUCCAGUCUGUGGCUCUGAUGGCAAAAUGUACCUCAAUCAUUGUCGAAUGUUAAAGGAUAAUUGCGGUAAAGAAAUCAAGAGAAUGUCCAGAAAAUUCUGUAGCAAGAAAGAAUCUAAUCUUAGUUCAUAAGUAAUCUUGAAGAAAAUGUCAGAAAAUCUAUGUUAAAUUAUGUAAUUUCUGACAUAUUUUUGUUACUAUAAUAAUUAAUUUGGUUUUAUGUACAGUACAGUAUUGUUUUAUAAUAAAUUAUACAUUUUAUA